AUGGUUAGUGAUCCAGGACUUGAUAUCCACCGCGGCACACCCAAAGAGCCGAAUAAUGGGCUGAAUGCUCUUCACUUGGCAUCCAAAGAGGGUCACCUUCCAAUUGUCCGACUUCUACUUGAUCAUCACGCUUCCAUUGAUGCCAAGACAAACCGAGGCAACACAGCCCUCCACAUUGCCAGUCUCGCUGGACGAUUUGAAAUUAUUAAACUCCUUGUUGAACGUGGAGCCGAUGUCAAUGCCAGAUCGCAGAAUGGAUUUACACCACUUUACAUGGCCGCUCAAGAAAAUCAUUUAAACAUUGUGGAGUACCUUCUAAAUAACGGAGCCGAUCAAUCCUUGGCAACUGAUGAUGGUUUCACUCCGUUGGCAGUUGCACUUCAACUAUGCCAUGACGGAGUUGUUUCGAUGCUUCUGGAACGAGAUUCAGGUGGGAAAGGUCGACUUCCAGCACUCCACGUCGCAGCCAAGAAAGAUGAUGUCCACGCGGUAUCACUCCUACUUUCAAACAAUGACGUGAAUGUGAACCACGCCUCAACACGUGGUUUCACGCCCCUACAUAUCGCGGCUCGGUAUGGUAAUUUGAAGGUCGCUCGUCUUUUUACUAGCAACGGAGCCGACGACAGCAUAACGCCACUUCAUCUUGCUGCUAAAUGGGGUAAAGCGGAAAUGGCCCAACUCCUGAUCGAUAAAGGCGCUCAAUUGGACGCACGAACACGAGACGGUUUGACACCCAUGCACACUGCUGCUCGAUCUGGACACACGAAUGUUGUCCAGAUUCUACUCAAUGCUGGAGCCAGCAUUACGGCCAAAACGAGGAACGGUCUCUCUCCCCUCCACAUGGCUGCUCAGAGUGAUCACGCAGAUACUGCCAAACUCCUCCUUAAGAGAGGAUCACCACCUGACGACGUAACAAUGGACUACCUAACGCCUUUGCAUAUCGCCUCCCAUUGUGGAAAUACGAAGGUCGCGCAAGUUCUCUUGGAGCACAAGUGUGAUCCCAACCUUCGUGCAUUUAAUGGAUUCACGCCUCUUCACGUUGCUUGCAAGAAAAUGAAAGUCAAAAUUGUUGAACUCCUUCUCAAGAAGGGUGCCAAUGUCGAUGCUACUACACAGGCUGGUUUGACACCACUGCAUGCAGCAGCUUUCGUGGGGUGUGCAGAAGCAGUGAAAAUGCUACUUCAACGCGGAGCCAAUGGGAAUCAGGUGACUAUGCGUGGCGAAACACCUCUGCAUUUUGCUGUUCGUGGUCGACACAUCGAUACAAUCAAGAUUCUCCUCAAACAUUCAGCAUCAGUAAACGCUAAAGCCAAAGUGAGCAACUUGCUAUAUGGAGAGUGCAUACACUCUGUGCAUUAA
Molecule: messenger RNA, 1359 nt
Organism: Rodentolepis nana
Lineage: Eukaryota; Metazoa; Platyhelminthes; Cestoda; Cyclophyllidea; Hymenolepididae
Source: the annotation of a GenBank genome assembly